Messenger RNA from Cloeon dipterum, 963 nucleotides. RefSeq names its product zinc finger protein OZF-like. The transcript is spliced from 5 exons. Lineage: Eukaryota; Metazoa; Arthropoda; Insecta; Ephemeroptera; Baetidae. Bases 1 to 963 code for a protein of 320 amino acids. The record is from RefSeq and is a predicted model, not a curated record.
AUGGAGGUCAUGAACGUGACGGAAGAAGACGAAAACUUGCCGGAGGUGGUCGAAGAAGAAGCUUUGAUUUGCUAUUUUUGCAUCUGGCAAGCAGAGUUUGGGGAUGAGUCUGGAGACGAGGCUGUUGCUUGGUGGCCGAAAAAUCUGGAUUUGGAAGAAAACGCUAGGGUGCUACUUGGAGAUGUUGAGCAGUGUUGGGUGCAGUUGGAUGAGAUUGAUCUCGCCAAAUACGAAAAGGAAAUCCCUAAGAAGAGGAAAUACGGGAGUAGUGUUUGCUUAUACUGUGGCAACAGAUACGACCGACUGAUGGAGCACGUCAAACGAAUGCAUAAAGAAGCAAUCAAAUGCGGAAUUCGGGGCUGCACGACUUACUUUCAAACCGAGGAGGAAAAAGAGCAGCACAUGCAGCACGUUUUUCACGCGAACCAAUGCGAAAUAAAUUUGUGGAAGAUGCACAUGAAUCACUCCCAUCCAGAACAGGUGGCGUGCUCGCAUUACGGCUGCAACGAGUAUUUCAAAUCCAAGUCCAAGAUGGUUCUCCACGUGAAUUCGAUCCACAAACAAAUCAAUCAAGAUAUUUUCCAGUGCAAGCAUUGCGAGUAUUUCACAACGGUUGAAUAUAAUUUGAGAAACCACGAACAGUCGAGGCACAAGCCAAAGAUCUUCAAAUGCGACAGAUGCGACGCCAAAUUUGGCGCAGAAUGGAUAGUGAAAAAGCACUUCAAACAAUGUCACACGUUCGACAAGUGCAACUCUUGCGGCCAGGAAGUGUCUGUCAUGAUGAUUGCACUACAUAGAAAGCCAUCAGUUUGCUCCAAAUACAUCGGCGUGUCAAGACUUGCCGCCGCUGCGAGUGCAAGUUCAAGUGCUCUGGACUUCUUGAAAAGCAUAAGAAGAGCUGCAAACAAACCCAUUUUAGUUGCAAAGAGUGUGGAAAACAGUUCCCCUUGCCUAGCAAGUUGA